AUGAAUUUCCGCAACCUCUUCCUCUCCCUUUUCCUGGUCUUUGCGGUCAGCUUCGCCCUGGUCCAGGCCGAAGAUGCCAAGAAGGAACCUCGUGGUCCCAAGAUCACCAACAAGGUCUUCUUCGAUAUUAACCAUGGCGAUGAGUCCAUGGGCCGGAUUGUCAUGGGUCUUUAUGGAAAGACUGUCCCCGAGACCGCUGAGAACUUCCGCGCUCUGGCUACCGGUGAGAAGGGCUUUGGUUAUGAGGGCUCCACUUUCCACCGUGUGAUUAAGGACUUCAUGAUUCAGGGAGGUGACUUCACCAACCAUGACGGCACUGGUGGCAAGUCUAUCUAUGGUAACAAGUUCAAGGACGAGAACUUCAAGCUUCGCCACACCAAGAAGGGUCAACUGAGCAUGGCCAACGCUGGCAAGGACACCAACGGCUCGCAGUUUUUCAUCACUACGAUCAUCACCUCGUGGCUCGAUGGCCGUCACGUUGUCUUUGGUGAGGUCCUUGAGGGCUACGACAUUGUCGACAAGAUCCAGAACGUCGACAAGGCCCGUGGUGACAAGCCCUCGACCCCCAUCACGAUCGUGAAGAGUGGCGAGCUGAAGUUUGAGGCUGAAGCUGAGGAUGUCGAGGCCGAAGAUAAAGGUAGCCGCGACGAACUCUAA
This is a messenger RNA of Penicillium manginii, 657 nucleotides long. RefSeq names its product Peptidyl-prolyl cis-trans isomerase B. The record is from RefSeq and is a predicted model, not a curated record. Gene Ontology annotation, biological process: protein peptidyl-prolyl isomerization; protein folding. Gene Ontology annotation, molecular function: peptidyl-prolyl cis-trans isomerase activity. NCBI's taxonomy places the organism in Eukaryota, Fungi, Ascomycota, Eurotiomycetes, Eurotiales, Aspergillaceae. The transcript is spliced from 6 exons. Bases 1 to 657 code for a protein of 218 amino acids. Gene Ontology annotation, cellular component: endoplasmic reticulum; fungal-type vacuole.